This is a messenger RNA of Solanum verrucosum, 742 nucleotides long. RefSeq names its product acyl carrier protein 1, chloroplastic-like. The record is from RefSeq and is a predicted model, not a curated record. The transcript is spliced from 4 exons. The coding region runs from base 140 to 550 and encodes 136 amino acids. Gene Ontology annotation, molecular function: acyl carrier activity. Gene Ontology annotation, biological process: fatty acid biosynthetic process. NCBI's taxonomy places the organism in Eukaryota, Viridiplantae, Streptophyta, Magnoliopsida, Solanales, Solanaceae.
AAAACCUAUAAGAAGGGGGUCACUAAAAAUAAUCCUAUUCUUUCUCACUGUUUAGGCACACUCAUUGUGCUCUCCGCCACUUCUCUAUUUGCAUUCUUUCAGAUCUAUUCCUCUCUCUUUCUUUCUUUUGCAUCCAUCAAUGGCUUCUAUUACAGGCUCAUCAGCUACCGCCAUGUCCUGCUCCUUCAAGGAACUUAACCGUGUCUCGAAUUUGAAGACAUCUUCUCUUUCAUUCAAGGGGAUUAGCUACUCUUCCAUCAGAGUGAAUCCAGCCACUCGUCGCCUCAGUAUUACUUGUGCGGCUAAGCCAGAGACUGUCAACAAAGUGUGUGACAUUGUGAAGAAACAACUGGCUCUUUCUGCUGGUACUGAAGUCUGUGGAGAUUCAAAGUUUGCUGCGCUUGGUGCUGAUUCUCUUGAUACGGUGGAGAUUGUCAUGGGACUUGAGGAAGAGUUUGGCAUCUCCGUGGAAGAAGACAGUGCUCACAGUAUUGCAACAGUUCAAGAUGCUGCAGACCUGAUUGAGGAUCUCAUUUCAAAGAAAGCUUGAGACUGAACUAAACUUUAGAACCUCAGCUAGUUUGCUUAUUAGGGUUAUCUCGUUUGGUUGUGUUUUACAGUUGAAGAUGAUGCAGUUUGCAAUAUUGAACUUUGUCUAAUUAAAGAACUCUGUUUCAUCAGAGAGGAAGCCUCGUGAGCUGUCUUGUUUUCGCCGAAUCCUGCAAUUAAAUCUAAAGAUAUA